Messenger RNA from Miscanthus lutarioriparius, 1470 nucleotides. The record is from the annotation of a GenBank genome assembly. NCBI's taxonomy places the organism in Eukaryota, Viridiplantae, Streptophyta, Magnoliopsida, Poales, Poaceae.
AUGGCGGCGACGGCGCCGCGUGUCCUUCUCGCCAGCUGGUUCGCGGUGGCUGCCGUCACGGCGUUGGCGGCGGGCGUGGACGCGCUCGGGGUGAACUGGGGCACCAUGUCCACGCGCGGGCUCCCGCCCAAGGUGAUGGCGCGCCUGCUCACGGACAACGGCUUCCGGAAGGUGAAGAUCUUCGACGCCGACGAGCGGACCAUGAAGGCCCUCGCCGGGACGGGCAUCGAGACCAUGGUCGCCGUGCCCAACGACAUGCUCGCCGCCGUCGCCGACUACGACCGGGCCCGGCAGUGGGUCAAGGACAACGUCACCAAGUACGCUUUCGACGGCGGCGUCAACAUCAAGUUCGUGGCCGUCGGCAACGAGCCGUUCCUCAAGGCGUACAACGGCUCGUUCGACCACGUGACGGUCCCGGCGCUCAAGAACAUCCAGCGCGCGCUGGACGAGGCCGGGCACGGGGCGGCGGUCAAGGCGACGGUCCCCGUGAACGCGGACGUGUACGACUCGCCGGCGAGCGACCCGGUGCCGUCGGCGGGGAGGUUCCGCGGCGACGUGGCGGGGCUCAUGACAGACAUGGUCCGCUUCCUCAACCGCAGCGGCGCGCCGCUCACCGUCAACAUCUACCCGUUCCUCAGCCUGUACGGCAACGCCGACUUCCCGCUGGACUACGCCUUCUUCGACGGCGGCGGCGCGGCGAAGCCGGUGGUCGACGGCCGGGUCACCUACACCAACGUGUUCGAUGCCAAUUUCGACACGCUGGUGUCGGCGUUGAGGAGGGUCGGCUUCGGCCGCCUCCCGGUCAUGAUCGGCGAGGUCGGCUGGCCGACGGACGGCGACAGGCACGCCACGGCGGCGCUCGCGGAGCGCUUCUACGCGGGGCUCCUCAAGCGCCUCGCGGCGAGGCGAGGCACGCCGCUCCGGCCCGGCGCGCGCAUCGAGGUGUACCUGUUCGGGCUCAUCGACGAGGACGCCAAGAGCGUGGCGCCGGGCAACUUCGAGCGCCACUGGGGCAUCUUCACCUUCGACGGGCGGCCAAAAUUCCCGCUGGACCUGCGCGGCGACGGGCGGCCGACGAUGCCCGUCCCGGCCAGAGGCGUCGAGUACCUGCCCCGGCGGUGGUGCGUGCUGAACCCCAUCAGCGCCGGGGACGCCAUGGACAGCCGGCUUGCGGACAACGUGGGGUACGCGUGCUCCCGCGCCGACUGCACGGCGCUAGGCUACGGCUGCAGCUGCGGCGCGCUGGACGCGCGCGGGAACGCGUCGUACGCGUUCAACGCCUACUACCAGGCGCAGGGGCAGGUGGAGUCGGCGUGCGACUUCCAGGGGCUCGCCGUCGUCGUCGACGAGGACGCGUCGCAGGGCGCCUGCAACUUCAGCGUGCAGCUCGUUGGGUCAGGGGCGCCGGUGGCCGCCGCGGUCACCACGGUGGCGGCCGUACUGGUGCCUCUGUUUCUUGUGUUGCUUUGA